UGUAUAGAUACUAUAUAGAUAUUACCAGCUGAACAAAUAUAUUAAGUAACAUUACUUACGGGGUUUUCAUUUUCAUUGCGUACACAAAGAUUAGUAACGAAAUUUAAUCUCAAGACAAACAUUACAAAUGAUGAAAUCUCUGAUUGCUCCCAACUUGGGAAUGCAGUGGAAAUUUACUAUGUAAUUAUGGUAGUAAAUGGUAUAUUACAAACAAAUAAUGUCUCAGUAAAUAGAUCAACAAACAAAACCUUGCACAAACAUAGUUACACAGAUUUAGAAUCUUAUCUUAACAACUGAGAGAACAAUAAUAUAUAUUGUUCUACCGUAUAAAACUAAUUCACUUAAUUACAAUAUUUUAAAUAAUAGACGACAUAGAUUCAUAUUUGAAAAUAUUUUUAUCAUCACAGAAACAAACAAAAAUGUCUAUAGUUGUUACCAAAAUGGAUACUGGUUGUGGAGAAUUUGUCAAAGACAGGAAUCCUAUUGAAACAGAAAACAAUGUGACAAACACAGAAGAUGAAGUCGACUAUGAUAAAUUACUGUCAACGGCUGGAAAAUUUGGGCUAUAUCAGAUUAUACUUUUCAUUUCAACAUUCCCAUUCUACUUAUAUGGAGUGUUUAUGUAUUAUUCACAACUUUUCAUGACUGAAGUUUCACCAAACCAUUGGUGCUGGGUGCCCGAACUCGAGAAUAUGACAGAGUUGGAACGAAGGACAUUGGCCAUCCCGCUGGAUAGCAACGCUCAUUUUGGCUAUUCACAAUGCAAGGUAUAUUCUGCCAAUUGGUCUGAAGUGCUGAGGACUGGAGUAAGGCCUGAUGAAUCUUGGGAAACAAUACCUUGUCAACAUGGAUGGGAAUUUAACAAAAGCGAGAUUCCUUACCCGACCAUUUCAAGCGAACUCGGAUGGGUGUGUGAUAAAAAUAGCUAUCAAGCCUCAGCCCAAGCCAUUUUCUUCAUUGGUUCUACGGUUGGAGGUUUCAUUGUGGGAUGGAUCGCUGACCGCUUCGGAAGAUUACCUGCUAUUGUGGUCAGUAAUGUAAUAGGAUGUGUAGCUGGAUUGGCAAGUACAUUUGCGAGGAACUUCAUCGAAUUCUCAAUAUGCAGAUUCUUUACUGGAAUGUCUUAUGACAAUUGCAUGAUGAUGGCGUAUCUUAUUAUACUGGAGUAUGUAGCACCACAGUAUAGGACAUUAUUAUCAAACUUGUCGUUUGCUCUCUUCUAUUCAGCAUCGGCAGUGGCCAUGCCGUGGAUAGUGUUAGCUAGUGGUCAUUGGAAAACUAUUUCCAUAGUCACGAGCGUACCACUUGCGCUUGCCGUUUUGUCUCCAUUUUUUAUACCAGAGAGUCCAAGAUGGUUACUAUCAAAAGGGCGCACAGACGAAGCCGUUGAGAAGAUUUUAACUAUAGGUCGAGUGAAUAAGAAAGAAAUACCGUUGAAGCUUAUAGAACAAUUUAAGAGCUCUGUAUCAAAUGCGAAAAAGGAGGAUAACUAUAGUGCUGUAGAAUUGCUGAAAAGACCAACAAUGAGAGUUGUUUUUAUAGCCAUAUGCAUAGUCUACAUGUGUUGUAUGAUAGCAUUCGAUGGAUUGAUCAGAUGCUUAAAGCAAUUGGAAUUUGAUUACUUCAUCUCAUUUUCGCUAGUGUCGUUUACUGAAUUCCCCUCAAUGGUUUUGACUGCCUUCAUUUUGGACUGGACAGGCAGGAGGUGGUUGACAGUGGUGAUGUCGAUGGCGAGUUGCGUAUUUAGUAUUAUGAUAGCUAUGGUUGAUGGUGAAAUAGCAUCCGUUGUGUUCGCUGUGAUAGCAAGAUUUUGCGUGAACAUAGCAUGCAGUGCCGCAACUCAAUGGACAGCUGAGAUUUUACCAGUAAGCGUUAGAGGAUCUGGAGUAUCCGUAGUACAUAUAUGUGGGUAUAUAGCGACAGUCUUAUCUCCAUACAUUGCAUAUUUAGAUACUUAUAUAUACUGGCUACCAUUAGUGCUGAUUGGUUGUAUAGCAGCUGGCGGUGGGCUCGUGGCGUUGUUGAUACCAGAAACUGCUAACAAAGACAUGCCGCAAACUUUUGAAGAUGCCGAGAGGUUAGUGAAGACAGCGAAAUUCUGGGAAGUACCAUUUUUAACAAAGCGAAAAAAGAAGGCUGACUUAGACAGAAGUUAAAUUCUCAACAAUCUUACUACAAAACAAUGUCCAAAAUUAACUUGCAAAACUCAUUAUCCACCCAGAAUGAAAAGUUUUUGACAAAUGGUAAAUGACUUUUAAAUAUGGGUAUUUCAAUUUAGACACUGUUUUGUGGUAAGGCCGUUAAAAUCAAAGAUUUAAAUAAAUUCCAUUCACGUGU
Plodia interpunctella (Indianmeal moth) is the source of this 2337-nucleotide messenger RNA. RefSeq names its product carcinine transporter-like. The transcript has a single exon. Gene Ontology annotation, biological process: transmembrane transport. Gene Ontology annotation, cellular component: membrane. The coding region runs from base 420 to 2156 and encodes 578 amino acids. The record is from RefSeq and is a predicted model, not a curated record. Gene Ontology annotation, molecular function: transmembrane transporter activity. Lineage: Eukaryota; Metazoa; Arthropoda; Insecta; Lepidoptera; Pyralidae.